This is a messenger RNA of Candidozyma pseudohaemuli, 2802 nucleotides long. RefSeq lists its product as uncharacterized. Gene Ontology annotation, biological process: retrograde vesicle-mediated transport, Golgi to endoplasmic reticulum; interstrand cross-link repair; protection from non-homologous end joining at telomere. The transcript is spliced from 2 exons. The record is from RefSeq and is a predicted model, not a curated record. NCBI's taxonomy places the organism in Eukaryota, Fungi, Ascomycota, Pichiomycetes, Serinales, Metschnikowiaceae. Gene Ontology annotation, cellular component: membrane. Bases 1 to 2802 code for a protein of 933 amino acids. Gene Ontology annotation, molecular function: 5'-3' DNA exonuclease activity; damaged DNA binding.
AUGGUUCGAAAGCAAAAACAGGCGUCGAUCCUCGAGUUUUCCUUCCAACAAGCACGUACGCAAGCCCAUGUGGAUUUGACCGAGGACGAGCCCAUCAUACCGAAAAUUACCCCGGAGCCUAUCCUAUGUCCCGUAUGCGCCACCACCAUGGAACCAUGGGACAUGGAUUUUCGAAUCAAGCAUGUGGAGGAGUGCCUCACAAUGAGCACUGUGAAAGAAGAGGUGCCUGUGAAAACGGAGGAGGUGAAGAUCGAGACUUUUGAAGAGGUAAAGAUCGAAACUGAGCGGCUGCAAAAUGGCACCAGCGAUGAGGUGAAGGAGGAAGUACCGGAAAGACCUCCGCUUCCUGGAAAAAGCUCGUCUUCUAAAAAGAGAAAAGCGUCGCUUUCAGCCGUACAAAAAGACAGGCUUCGGUAUGUCAACUCCAAGGAGGAGGUGCCCAAGCGGCAAAGACUGAGGAUAGAGCUGGAGGAAUCACCAACAGAACUUCUACCGUCUUCACGGAAGACACCCAUUCCAGACUUGAAGAUCUUGACAUUUUGGCCCGACUACGACAGAAAAUACGAAAUCUCCAUGGACGCCUUCAGUUUCAAGCCGCACGAGACGAUUACCCAGUACUUCUUAUCGCAUUUCCAUUCAGACCACUACGGAGGCAUCACCAAACGGUGGCCUCGUGAAAGAACGCUUGGUUCGAAAAUCAUAUACUGCUCCACGAUCACAGGUAAGCUACUAGCGAUCAAGUUCAAGAUCGACCCGGAGUUCAUCUACCCGAUGGACCCUGAUGUGCGGUAUAAGGUAUAUUCCUAUGAGGGUCCCGAAGAGGCCCACCCUUCACAGGAGAAAACUCCUGGUAUUUAUACGACGCCGAUCGACGCCAACCACUGCCCCGGAGCGGUCAUUUUUCUUUUCGAAUCCGUUAAUGUACGAGGCGAAUCUACAUACAAAUUGCAUUGUGGUGACUUCAGAGUGUGCCCGAAAAUGGUCAACCAUCCAGCGCUACGACCUUUCCACAUCGAGCUGAAGCUGCCGCUAAAAUUGGAAAAGGUGUAUCUCGACACGACGUACAUGUCGCCGAAAUACAACUUUCCAAAACAGGAGCUUAUUUGUUCCAGUGUGGCAGAUAUGUUUUCAGACCUUGUGAGCGACGAUAAGCUUUUUGGCGAGUGGUUCGGAACGCAAGCACAGAGCCGAAUCACAGAUUUUCUUUUCCGAGGGGCACAGAAGAAAAAGAAGAAGUUUUUGAUUUUGGUGGGCACCUACGUCAUAGGCAAAGAGAAGCUUGCGAUCGCCAUAUCCAAGAAGCUACAAUGCCCCAUCUACAUCUCCAACAUCAACAGCCGAGGCGACAAAAAAGAUAUCAUCAAAGCUUACGGUGACGCUUACCUCGAUUCGGUUAUCACAGACGACGAUCUCGGCAACCACCCCAAUGCCAUCAUCCAUCUUGUCCCCAUGAAAAUCGUGGGUCAAGCACAGGAAAUGGCCAAUUAUUUCAACCACAACGAGUACUUCAAGCAUUUCGAGCGGUGUAUCGGGCUUCGGCCCACGGGCUGGACCUUUGAAAACCAUGUCACCGACGAUAAUUUCGUUGAUGCUGAAGACGAAGUGCCCAUGUUGGAAGCCCAAGGCGUGAGUCUCGUAUCCCUGGUUAGUGUUCUUUCGCUGAAACCCGCCUACUCAUACAGACACGAUGUUCUCCGGCAAAACCCACCAGACAAAAUCAAAAAAGGCAAAAUCGACAGCUCAACGUGCAAAAUAUACUCCCUACCCUACAGCGAGCAUCUGUCCUUCAGGGAGCUCUCGUACUUUGUGGUAUUUUUCAACAUCGGCGAGGUCAUCCCCACCGUGAAUGCCGAAAACGACUGGACCGCUUUGAUGGCUACGUCGUCAUUGGUGUUGUUGCUCAAAAUACACUAUGUCAACCAAUUGGAAGAACCCACCAGCCUACAUGCUAUCAAUGUACCCUUCAUCCAGUUGAUCCCUAGACACGCUAUCACACACCCCUGGGUGUUUGUGACGGCGAUUUUUGCGGAGAUAUCGAUCUCGCUGUUCUUGGUUUCCGCCGCUGUGCUUUUUGCCGCCACAAACUACAUCGAAAAGUUCUGGGGCCCUACGGAGGUGCUCAAGUUCAUUGUCUUGGUCGGCUCCAUCACAAAUUUGACCACGGUCAUGAUUGCCAUCGUGAGCAAUAUAUUCAGAGAAGACGUGGGCGGCAUGGACAAGCCAUUGGGAGGCGGGAUCUCGUACUUUUUCGGGUUCCUCGUGGUGAUCAAGCAACUCAUCCCCGAGCACCAUGUCAUCUUGUUCCACGGUCUCAUCAACUUCCGCGUGAAACACGUUCCAUUCAUGCUUUUGGUGACGGUAAGCUUGUGGUCGUUGCUUAGCUCGAGAUCCUUGUACCCUGCCGUGCCCUCGGUGGUGUCCUUUUUCGUCUCAUACAACUACUUGAGAUUCUACCAGACCUUCUCGAGCGAUCCACUCUUGCCAGUUACGUCGGUCAGCGGUGACCAGAGCAACGCCACCGUCACAAGCGGAGACGCGUCCGAUGCCUUCCAGCUCGUGGACUUCUUCCCUCGCGCUAUCAAGGCGCCCGUAUCGGUGGUUGUCAACCUGAUUUACGACGUGAGUGUGCUUUUGGGCAUUGUGACGCCGUUCAACGACGACGCUGUCGAACAGAGUAACUUGCGUGCCCAGAAGCUCUCUGAGCAAGUGAGCCAGGCGAACAGGCUGAUUGCCAACUCUGUGGCUGAGAGAAGAAGGCAGGUUGCCCUUCAAGUGAUCGAGGACCGCGUCGGUCUGACAUAA